Molecule: messenger RNA, 2501 nt
Organism: Chilo suppressalis (striped riceborer)
Lineage: Eukaryota; Metazoa; Arthropoda; Insecta; Lepidoptera; Crambidae
Source: the annotation of a GenBank genome assembly
UAUGAUUAUUUAGUCUUUGGUGCGAUUUGUCAUUGCAAAAUUGUAAAGCUUUCAUCCGAUAGAAAAUUUAUUUAAAGUUACGCUUGUAGUGUUAUACUUAGGGACACUACAUAUGUAUUAUAAUUAUGAAACCUGCAGAUUUAAGUGAAGAGUGUGCGCCUCUAACGAGUAUGAAUGUGAUACGUAGCAACUCUAAUACCUCAUUUCCUGGGAGUAAGAGUAACCCAUCCGGUUCUCGUGAGCAUUUUAGUAUAUUCAGCGAAACUGCCUGCGGAGAGCCGUCGACUACUCAACAUUUGAUAUUAGAUUUUACUCCAGUUGAAGAAGAGGACAACGAGUUUGUUCAAAAUAAAUGUUGCUCAUUUUGGGAGUUCAUAAAUAGCAAAAAAGAUUUGCAAAAGUUUAUGGUCUUGCCAGAGUUAAAUGAAUAUAGUCUACCUAUGAGCGAAGAACCGCCGAACAAGGAAAUAAUUGAAGAUAAAACGCCUUUGAAAGAAUCUACCGCCGUAUCUAUGCUAGGUUUCGUGGAGGAAAAAGGUCUCAUCGAUAGAACUUUCGAAGCCAAACUUCCUAAGUCACUCUGUUCCCUCGGCUCACGGGAAUAUCAUGAUAACAGACAAGGGUUAAAGAAAACGAGUCCAUAUACGGAUUCAGCCCAAAAUAAAAAGGGUGCAUGGAAAAGUUAUGAGAAACGACAACCAGCAUCUGGUGUUCGUGAUACCUCUUCUGAAGCCAAGAUACUGAUGAGAGAAAUGCAUGAAUGGGAUAGAAGACAUCCUUGUACUAUGGAUCCUCCUGGUCACCUACCGGCACUAAGUUACUGCGUUCUACAAAGGAAACUCCUCAAUCAACGAUAACGUAAUAAAUCAGCCUGGGAAGACCCGUUUUAUCGCCGUCCAAAGGUUUUCCCGCAUAGAGAGACACACCAGGAGAUCGGCCUAUAACAAUACUUAUCCCGCAUUUCUUGGUAAAAAUACUCUUAGAAUCCCUUAGGCCGAUGUUAUUUUGGGCAUGUGUUAAUGAUUGAUAUUCAUUAUCUCCGAAGUGGUUCGUGAUGAAUCAUGUGCGUUAAUAAUAUUUAUAACCAUUAUAAGGUACAAAUAACCUAAUUAGCCGUUGGUAGAUGUAUCUUUAUUCUUUGUAGACGUACCAGAAAAACAUUAAGUAACAUAGUAGUUGUGACAGAAUAAUAAAAUAAAUAUCAUUCUCUCUUAUUAAUAAACGAAGGAUCGGUUGGACUUUUUACGUCGUAUUUUGUUUACAUUAAAAUGCAUUGUUUUGUUUUUAUUGUGUUCUAUGUGCUUUAUUUAAAAUAACAUUCAAAUAAUAUAAUAAAAUUUGUUUUUCGAUGAAGAGAGACAAUACAAUUUGUAACUGCAAGUAAGUGGUUCUAGUUUAUUCAUUGUAUAUUAUUAUAGGGGAUUUAAAUAAAAAAGAGACCUGUAAAGACACUUUAUUUAAUAUUAGGCUCUUAGUCGCGCGACUACCUGAAGUUGCACCUAGCCUCAGUAUAGUGGCAAACUGGGAGACUAACCCAGGUGGGAGAGUUGAAUAAAAAUCUUUCGAAUUUUCAUUUAAAUCUAGCGCAAUCAAAACGUCAAUUCGUUUAUUGGUCACAUUUAUAACUAUUUUUUGUGAUUACUAAAUUUAAAUACAAUUUUGAAAGAGGGUUCCUCUUUCCCGCUUGGGCAAAUCUCCUGGUUUUCCCCUACCCUAUCACCAGGGAGCUCAUAAAACCUCUUACAGUAAGCUUAUGGUGGUAACUUAAUGUCCAAAUUACUUUGACAGCACCUAAACAAUUUUUAGGACUACAACAAUUAAAGUCUCCAGACGUUCUAGUCAUCUUUCAUGACUCCAUUCAAUAGGAAAAAAUAUCCGCUUCUCCAUAAAGGUAAUUUUUUCACAUAACCUUCCUUAAAACACCUAAUCAAAUAAAUAAAAUGUAGGGUUGCGUUAAAAAUAAGAAAAUAGAUGUUCAUAUGUCCUAUAUAUAUAAGUAUUGAUAAAAAUAAAAAAUGAUUCUCAAAAAUUUUAUUAUACAUAAAAAGAGAAUAAUAUUUUGUUACGUAACGGAAGAUUGUAUUAAUGUCUAUACAAAAUAUCAUUACCUACGAGUAGUUAACCUAAUUGAUGAAUUAAAUAGUGAAACGAAGUUAAAAUGCAACACUAUUUCUUAGUAUUUUAUUUAUAAUGUUUAUUUUCUUAUAAUGCUUAGUACCUUAAGUAUUUAUAACUUUACUUUUAAUUACUUUUUAAUUUUGAUUGUAAUAUUAUGUGUAGCUAUAAUUUUAUAUUUAUUAUUAAAGUUAACUCUCAAGCAUGGUAUUUUUUAUGAAGAACAACAUUUUUUGUGUGCUGCCAAAAAUGAUUAUCUUCUCGGGCUGUUAAUAUGAAAGUAUAACAUAGAAGAAAAGAGAGUCCAUUUUCAAAAGUUUAUAAUAAUGGUUAAAGCGGUCCCAAUAGACAUUGUACUGCGACUAACUAUAGGCUAUAUUCUCGCU